ACAUUGUUACCUUCCCCUAGACCAGCCAUCCUCCACCAUGUGUCACACCAGCUGCUCUUCAGGGUGCCAGCCCUCCUGCUGUGUGUCCAGCCCCUGCCAGCCAUCCUGUUAUGUGUCCAGCCCCUGCCAGUCAUCCUGCUGCAGGCCUGCUAUAUGCAUUCCUGUGAGAUACCAGGUAGCCUGCUGUGUGCCUGUGAGCUGCAGGCCCACUGUGUGCAUGGCUCCCUCCUGCCAGUCUGUGUGUGUGCCCGUGAGCUGCCGGCCAGUCUGUGUGACCUCCUCCUGCCAGUCCUCCGGAUGCUGCCAGCCCUCCUGCCCCACCCUCGUCUGCAGGCCUGUUGCCUGUAGCAACCCCUCCUGCUGCUGACCAGUGUCUCCAAACUAGCUGCUGCCAG
This is a messenger RNA of Rattus norvegicus (Norway rat), 395 nucleotides long. RefSeq names its product keratin associated protein 12-1 like 1 (gene Krtap12-1l1). The record is from RefSeq and is marked validated. The coding region runs from base 38 to 367 and encodes 109 amino acids. The transcript has a single exon. Lineage: Eukaryota; Metazoa; Chordata; Mammalia; Rodentia; Muridae.